AUGGCAGCAUCAUCAUCAUCAUCAAGGCCUAAUAUUCACUCCCUUCCUGAACAAAUCUUGAUUCAGAUCCUCGUUACACUACCGGCAAAAUCACUGCUACAGUUGAGGUCAACCUGCAAAUCAUGGUACUCUCUCAUCACCGAUCGUACCUUCAUUGAUGCACAUCUCAAAUACCAGACGAGCUCAACCAACAACUAUCUCCUCCUCAGGUACAAAUAUGAGCUGCAUAACAAUUAUAAUGUCUGUUACUCAAUACGUUACGAUGAUGAAUCGUUUGCUCAGUAUUUUCAACCCGAGCUUCCACUAGAUUUCAAAAACUUAGAUAUAUACGGGUCUUGUAAUGGGUUAGUAUGCUUGUCUGAGAGACCAUUAACUGCAUCAAGCACCAUAUAUUUAUGGAACCCGGCACUUAGAAUAUUGAAAACCCUCCCAAAAUCUCAAAUAAUUGAUCUCCCUGUGGAUACUCAUAGUACCUUUAUAGCCUUUGGCUUCGACUACCGUGGUAAUGACUACAAGGUAGUGAAGUUUGUGUGCGUCCGACCAGCCACGGAUGAUCCAUCCAACACUCCGUUCCUGGUUGAGGUUUAUAGUCUAAGCACGGACUCUUGGAGAAAAAUUGAUGUCUCUGCCCCUUCGUGUUGUAUUGCUGAUUGGCAACCUACAAUCAUGAACGGAGCUGCCUAUUGGACUGCAUAUAGGAAAACCGAGGGGAAAUUGGUUUAUAGUCUUUUGCAAUUCGGAAUGUGUGAUGAAGUUUUUACAGAGGUAAUGCUGCCGGAAGGUAGUGCUCGGUGUAGAUAUCCAUGUAUUACGGUCUUUGGGGAAUCACUGUGUCUUUAUAAUUUUGGUUGGAGUACAUUGUGCGAGUGUGAUGUGUGGACAAUGGAGUGUUGCAAAAUGGGAACUUGGACAAAACGAUGUACUGUUAAUUUUUCGGAUCUGAAUUUGACACAGAUAGGCUUCAGAAGGAACGGCGAACUUCUGCAAGUAAAUCACAAAAACGAUCUGGUGUCUUAUAAUCUUGAGAACCAGCAAGCUACGGAUACUGGAAUCCAUGCUCGUCGAAUUUCUUAUCUACAUUCUUAUGUGGAGAGUCUUGUUCUACUUGACAAGGGAGAUUCGUUUUUCACAUCAUCCUCAUCCUAG
Cornus florida is the source of this 1146-nucleotide messenger RNA. RefSeq names its product F-box protein CPR1-like. The transcript has a single exon. The record is from RefSeq and is a predicted model, not a curated record. The coding region runs from base 1 to 1146 and encodes 381 amino acids. Gene Ontology annotation, molecular function: protein binding. NCBI's taxonomy places the organism in Eukaryota, Viridiplantae, Streptophyta, Magnoliopsida, Cornales, Cornaceae.